AUGAAGUCCCAGGACAAGCAGCUCCUGCCAAAGCUGCCUCCAAAAGAGUCCUCGCCCAAGGACUCUGGCCUCAAGGCAGUUCCAAGCACACAUACUCUUUAUGUGGGCCACCUGAACCCCCAGUUCUCUGUGCCCGUGCUUGCCUGCCUGCUACGAGACACCCUAGAGCGGCUGGAGCUGCCAGUGGCCCGUGAGCACAUUGAAGUAGUGAGGCGGCCACGAAACACUUAUGCACUGGUACAGGUGGCUGCCCCCAAGGCUGCCCUGGCCUCCCUCCCCUGGCGUCUGCAGAUGGCCAUGGAGGAGCAGCUAAUCCUCAAAGAGCUCACAGCCCGUGGCAAAGAACUGGUGUUGAAUGAAGGCUUGGAAUCCUUAAACCACAGGGAGGAGAUCUUGGGCCAGGAGCAGCUAUUCCAGGGUGCCUUCCUUGGCAGUGAGACACGGAAUGUGGAAUUUAAGCGAGGCAGCGGUGAGUACCUGAGCCUGGCUUUCAAGCACCACGUACGGCGCUACGUGUGUGCCUUUCUCAACAGUGAGGGUGGCAGCCUGCUGGUAGGUGUCGAGGACAAUGGCUUGGUACAGGGCAUCCACUGCAGCCACCGUGAUGAGGACCGCACACGCCUGCUGGUGGACUCCAUCCUGCAGGGCUUCAAACCCCAGGUCUUCCCUGAUGCCUACACCCUCACCUUCAUCCCAGUCAUAAGCACUUCCACAGCCAACACCCCUCUCAAGGUACUCCGCCUGACCGUACACACCCCCAAGGCCCAGGGUGAGCCACAGCUCUAUGAGACAGACCAGGGGGAGGUAUUUCUACGGCGUGACGGAAGCAUCCAGGGCCCACUGUCUGUUGGCGCCAUCCAGGACUGGUGCAGGCAGAAGUGGACGAUAGAGCUGGGCAAGCUGGAAGAGAAGGUGAAGGUGCUAACAGUGGAAAAGGAGCAGCUUCAGCAGCAGCUUCAGCAGCGGCGGUCCCUGUCCUGCAGCUGCUGCGUCCUGUGA
Molecule: messenger RNA, 999 nt
Organism: Microtus oregoni (creeping vole)
Lineage: Eukaryota; Metazoa; Chordata; Mammalia; Rodentia; Cricetidae
Gene: Slfnl1
Product: schlafen like 1
Exons: 4
Coding region: 1-999 (332 amino acids)
Source: RefSeq, a predicted model, not a curated record